AUGGCAACUUCUAAGCCGAGUGUUCUAACCCCAUAUGAGGAGGUGAUGCCACAAGAACUACCGAAAUGGAAGAUAGAUAAUGUCAACAAAGAGAUGCAACGGUUUCAAGACAAAGUCAGCAAAGCCAGUAAAAGCUCGGCAGAUCCUGAAACGGCAGACAUAUUGAAGUGCAAGAUGGAGAACUCUCAAGCAGCGAUGUACUUUCACUGUUUCGUCAAUGAUAUUGUUACCUGGCAGGGGUCAUCCGCACAGGAGUAUCGCGAUCCCUUGGCAUGGCUGCGAACUGAAGCACGUAUGGUGGUAUUUGAUUUGAAGAACCUCAUGUCAUCCAUGGAAAACGAAUUUAAGAAUGACAAAUUUCUCAGACAAACCUGCUUUUUUGAAUGGAGGGGCAUCAACGUACUAUUGAAUAACCCAAAGAAUGCUGAUGGCGAAGCAAGCCCAAAUAGCCUCUUCAAUUAUAUCCACGCGUUGAAUGUGUGCUUUAAGGACGACAAGGAUUCAGUCUGGUCGGGUUUGUACCUAGGACUGUGUAGAAAGCUGAUGCUUGCAUUUCAAGAUACAGAACUAGGCCUGUUGAUGCUUAUUGAGAGAUAUGAUGGAGAGAACGUGUCUGUGGGGACGCAUGGGGUACGCGAGACACCUGAAUCAACGAGGCCGCAGCAAAGUGGCCUUCGGCGUAGACGCCCAAACGUAGAAUCUCAGCCUUCUUCGUCCGACAGUGAGCUCAGCACCGCUGAUGCUGAUCCCAAGAGCCAUGCUGAAGCGUGGCUACGAUUAGCACAAGCGUCAUACGGAAUUAUCAGUGCAUAUUCUUGGACCGAGUUGAAAGAGGCGCUCUGGAGAGACGAGCGAGCAUCCGUCGCUUGGUCGAUGAUACUCACCUCUACGAGCAGCAUACUCCUUGGCGUAGCCUUCAGCAAGCAUUAUCGCGACAGUCAUCCUGGGUUGGACUCUGACUUCUAUAUACUCUUAUCCGACACCAUUCUCCAGCUUUUCUCUCUCUACAUCUUAAUGAUACCAUUUUUACGAGGCUAUGAGCCAGCCAUCCGAGGCACCUGGUUUGGCUUAAGUAUAGCACUCAGUGUCGCAUUAUCAGUUGCGUGUUGCAUUGUCCACCCCUAUCAAUGGCACGCUUCGGAAGUCAUCCGGUUUGCAGAGCAAAUGCUUCAGUAUUCAGAGCUACAGACUAGAAGCAUGGCAAUGAUGGCAAAUUGCCUUCGCAUCGCAAUUUUCGUCGCCGCCAUACUAUCUCAACUUCUUGUCGACUCUACGCUUGCCACCCCAAUCUUGCAGCCACCAGCAUCGAUUUAUGGCCGAGGUGUUAAUUUCCAAUAUACAAUCGCAGGCUCCAUACCCCAAGUCCAAGUCGAGCUCUAUUACACCCGUGCAUAUCCCCGGGCUGUUAAACAGCCGUACAUUUUCCAGCCAUUUGAAGUGAUUUACUGCGCCCAAAAUUAUAUCGAAAAGAUUCAACUUUUGAUCCAACAGCCAGGCCGUGAUCCAAGGACCGCACUUGGAGACUUCGACACUGGAGAGCGAGAGUACGCGUGGGGCGAAGUUUACAUUGCUUUCGACCACUACGUAGGGCAAGAAGCUCUCACGCUAGGUCAGGCAGAAUACUUAUUGCAAGCUAUCGUGUCGGGCGCACAGGACAGGGAAACUAUUGGUCGGACUUUGACGGAGGAGGCGGCGAUCACAAGUACAUGGGUCAAUCGUAGGUUUACUGGACCGAUGCAAUUGCUCAAAAGGCAGCCGCUUGAAAUUGAUCAGCUACCUUCUUAA
Molecule: messenger RNA, 1785 nt
Organism: Bacidia gigantensis
Lineage: Eukaryota; Fungi; Ascomycota; Lecanoromycetes; Lecanorales; Ramalinaceae
Exons: 4
Coding region: 1-1785 (594 amino acids)
Source: RefSeq, a predicted model, not a curated record